This is a messenger RNA of Mytilinidion resinicola, 2320 nucleotides long. RefSeq lists its product as uncharacterized. Bases 1 to 2163 code for a protein of 720 amino acids. Gene Ontology annotation, molecular function: D-arabinono-1,4-lactone oxidase activity; FAD binding. The record is from RefSeq and is a predicted model, not a curated record. The transcript is spliced from 4 exons. Lineage: Eukaryota; Fungi; Ascomycota; Dothideomycetes; Mytilinidiales; Mytilinidiaceae. Gene Ontology annotation, cellular component: mitochondrion.
AUGGCGCCACAACACGUAGCAGCCCCGGAAGCAUCGAAUCUAGAACGCACCCAUAUUCUUCAGCAGAUUCUAGACCACAUCGAUGACUACCACGACGAAUUCAAUCUAGUCGACUUUUCUGCCCUCAAGGACGACGUACUCAAGCCAAUUCUUCAAGAAGCCUUCGAUCCAGAAGUCCAGAUUCGUGGUUUUCUCCGCGCGUUUCGACAGACCGACGCCUAUAAGGCUUCCUUCGAGCAGAUCCCAAGUGCUGAUCUAAAGAGCCAGAUCAAUUCUUUUGUUGGCGGUCAAAAUUCCAAAGAUGUGCUUCGUGGUGAAGAGUUUCAUCUCGUGUCGCACCAAAGUCCGCCUGUUGUUCAUCAUUUUUCUCUUUUGAACGCUUUGAAAGAGCUCUUCCUUGGGCCACUCGAAUUGAAAGCUGCUAUUAAAGAUUCUCUCCAUCCAUACCAUGCUCAUGUCAAAGACAUUCCCAUCGUGUUCGAAAAUGCUGAGAAGAAAGUUGUCGAGUGCUUUUCCAACGUCCCCUUCGAAAAUUGGGGCUCAUCCGUCCAGAAUACUCCACGAUAUACAUUCCUACCCCAAACGGUUGUCGGAGUCCAAAACGUUGUUCGCUUUAGCAAGUCCAAGAAUCUCCGAGUGAGAUGUGCAGGAUAUCGACAUAGCUGGUCCAGCACAUUCUCUGAAGACAGUCAAGUUCUCAUCUCGCUCGUCAAUCUGGAUACGGUGACCACGAUUCCGGACCCUAUGUCUAUCAUCCCAGGCGAGUACAACGCAGCUACGACACCGGAACUGAAGACGAUUGAGCUCAAAGAAGAAACUGGUCCUGGAAAGAGGCUUUGCCGACUUGGUGUCUCCGUAACGAACGAGGAAUUCCGACGUUGGUCCGUCGCGAACAAGGCUUGGGCGAUUCCCGUCGAUGUCAUCCUCGUUGAAGUCACCAUUGGAGGUGUGAACGGCCCUAUCUGCCACGGUGCAGGCAUCUCCCACAAGACUAUCUCCGAUUAUGUUCGUCGUGUUGAAUACGUUGACUGCAAUGGGGAGCUCCGCGUAGUUGAUGACUCAUACUUGAUUAAAGCCGCUGCUGGAGCAUUUGGUCUGCUUGGCGUCGUCACGCAUAUCACGAUAGAACUUGAUGCGAUGACCUACGCCAUAAUGCAACCUAUCAAAAUCGACGUUGGUCUUGCUGUACCCCCGGCAAGCCUCGAUCAAAUCCCCGAGGCCCUCCGAGAGAGUUGGUUCAACGAUUCCAACGCCCAGGAGAUAAUUGCCUCAGCAAAGAAGGACUUUGAAAGGCGUGCCACUGAAGACUACUAUAGCGAAUGGUUCUGGUUCACCUACCAGAAGAAAGCCUGGGUGAACACCUUCAACACUACCUCCGACCCUACCGACGCCAUCGAUUAUCCCUCCGACGCCAACACCUUCCUGCAAUGGAUCCAAGGCUGGCUCGGCGGCGUCAUCACCGGCGUACCCUUCUUCAACGCCAUCCCAGGCUACUGGCAGGCCCAACUCAUCGCAUCGCUCGGCAUGGCCGCCCUACCCCCGACCCUCGGCGAAAGCAAAACUCCUACAUAUAAGACACUACUGCCCAACGCGCUGCACUUCCGCCGUGGAGUCCAGAACAUGCGGGUGCGUGAUAUGGAAUUCCAGAUCCCGCUUCCACCGCGUGCGGACGAUGCAUCAAAGCCGGAUUUCAGCGUUGUACAGAAGGCGUGGUGGGAUGUCAUCAACUUAGUCUACGCUGCUGCGGACAACAAAGACGAUCCGUCAAGCCCCAUGCGGUUGACGCUCGAGCUCCGCAUCAUGGCUGGCAGCGACAUGCUGAUGGCGCCACAGCGCGAGAAUGAUCUCGGCACCGCUAGUAUCGAGAUCUUGACGCUUCCGGAUGCAGUGACGGAUGAUGAGUGGAUAGGUUUCUCACAGCGGGUCUGUGAUCUGUGGAUGAGUUACGGGAAUGUGCGACCGCAUUGGGCAAAGGAGUGGGAGGGCAUCAGGUUCAAGGGGAUGGAGGCGAGGCAGUAUAUGAGGGAAAUUGCGUACAAGAGUCAGAUUGCGGAGUUCAAGAACGCCUUGACGGAGAUUGGGAAAGGGCAAGACUGGGGCUUGGGGGAGCUGAGGGAGAGAUUUUCGAAUCCUCUUUGGGAUGAGGUCAUCUUCGAGGGCUGAGGGCAGGCUUGAGGAGCUUUGGUGGAUUGCAUACGGUCCUUCAUCGCUAUUUUUGCCGAUUUGAACGGUCAAGGCAUUGACAGUACACUGUCACUUUCUUUCGCUCGUCAUUUGCCUCUUCAAAAUCAGUAGCAUCUUAUUCCGUUCUCAGAAGUAC